GGGGGGGAGUGUUGCUAUGAUACAGUAAACUUCUGGUCUAAUAUGAAAGUGUGGAGAGAUAAUCUCAAUAUAAAUAAAUAAAGAGGCACAGAGUGAGAGAGAGAGAGAGAGAGAGAGAGAGAGAGAGAGAGAGAGAGAGAGAGAGAGAUUCUGGCUCAGAAUACAUGAUGGAGAUUGUGUAUGUAUACACUAAGAAACGCAGUGAGUUUGGUCGCCAGUGUAACUUCUCGGACCGACCAGCUGAGCUGCAUUUGGACAUUCUGCCUGACCCGUCUCUUGCUGCUGACUUUAUAGCCAGAGAUCCGUGUGAUGUUGCCAUACAGUGCACACAGGAAAUGUCUGAGCAUGAGGUGAACACAGAGCGCUUUGAGUCUGAGACACGUGGCAUAAACCAUGUGGAGGGGGGUUGGCCAAAAGAUGUCAAUCCGCAAGAAAUGGAACAGACCAUUCGGUACAGGAAGAAAGUGGAGAAGGAUGAGAACUAUGUGAACACCAUCAUGCAGCUCGGGAGUCAAAUGGAGAACUGUAUCAGACAGAACAAUGCCAUUGAUAUCUACCAGGAGUACUUUGAAGAAGAGGAGGUUGUGGAGGAGAUGGAGGAACAGCCGUCAGCCAAAACCAUCAACGUGUUCAGGGACCCAAAUGAGGUGAAGCGCACUGCCACCAGUCUGUCAUGGCACCCUGAUGGCGGCCGCAAGCUGGCUGUGGCUUAUUCCUCUUUAGAGUUUCAGAAAUUUAGCAAAAACAUGUGUUACGACUCCUAUAUUUGGGACAUUGAGAACCCGAAUAAACCAGAGCUGACCCUGAAACCUGUCUCUCCACUCGUCUGUCUGGAGUAUAACCCUAAAGACUCCCACAUCCUAGUUGGGGGAAGCUACAAUGGGCAAAUUGCAUACUGGGACACACGUAAAGGCAGCCAGCCGGUUGAGAUGUCUGCCAUCGAGCACAGCCACAGAGACCCAGUCUAUAAGGUCAUCUGGCUGCAGUCAAAGACAGGCACAGACUUCUUCUCUGCUUCCACUGAUGGUCAGGUGCUGUGGUGGGACAUUCGGAAGAUGAGUGAGCCAACAGAAAGGCUGGUUCUGGACCCCAGCAAGAAGGGGAAGCUGGAAAACGCAUUGGGUGCCAUAUCACUGGAGUUUGAAACCACCAUGCCAACAAAGUUCAUGGUUGGGACGGAACAGGGGUUAGUGGUCUCAUGCAACCGGAAAGCCAAAACUCCAGCAGAGAAGAUUGUAAGCACAUACAGUGGCCAUCAUGGACCUAUAUACGCUCUGCAGAGAAACCCGUUCUUUCCUAAAAACUUCCUAACUGUGGCUGACUGGACCGCCCGUAUCUGGUCUGAGGACAUUAGAGAAUCCUCCAUCAUGUGGACAAAAUAUCACAUGGUCUAUCUGUCAGAUGGAUGCUGGAGCCCUGUUAGACCUUCAGUCUUCUUCACAGUGAAAAUGGAUGGUACUUUAGAUGUAUGGGACUUCCUGUUCAAGCAGAAUGACCCAACGCUCACUCUUAAAGUGUGUGAUGAGGCUCUCUUCAGCAUGCGGGUGCAAGAUAAUGGCCGUUUUCUGGCAUGUGGCUCACAGCUGGGCACUGCCACACUGCUCGAGAUCACAUCAGGCCUGUGCACACUGCAGAAAAAUGAGAAAGCGCUGACCACAGCGAUGUUUGAACGGGAGACGAAGCGAGAGAAGAUUCUGGAGGCUCGACACAGAGAGAUGCGUCUGAAAGAACGCAGUCGCUCAGAGCAGAGCAAGCAUGAAGAAAGCAAAGACGGGGAGGGAGAGGAGAGUGCAGAGGACCUGGUGAUCCGUGCAGAGAAUGAGUUCUAUGAGAUGGUGGAGGCAGAAAUGAAGAAAAGGGGAAAAGAGGAUAAAUCUGAGAAGGAUAAAAACAAGGAAAUCACUGAAGAUGAUAUAUGAGAAGAAAAGGCAUCACAAUUUCACUUCAUUUCCUUCAAAACACGGUCAUAAUAAUGAAGACAGAAGAACUGUAUGACCAGCAGUAAUCUCACGCCCCAUCUCUUACUUCAGUCAAUGCUGUAAUCACACGCCUCACACAGUGAUUUAUUUUUUUAAGCAAAAGCAUAUUUAAGAGAAUGUAUAUUAAACAUUAUGAUUUUGUGUUACAUUGUGAGAGGAUGCAUUCAUUCAUUCCACAAGGUGAGUUUGUCAUUCUGCAUAAAAUCAUUUCAUGUCAAUGUUUGAAUUGAUUGAGGUGAAUUUGGAAACAUAUUUUACUCAUAGUAGGACUGUGGAUUAAUUCAGUAUACCUUCAUUAGCUUUUCCUAGCAUUUGUUUACACUUUACUUUCUUUGUAAUUUUACUUUUUAAUUUCGCAUCUAGUGGUUUGAUAAAUAACUAUAUAGGUUAUUGAAUAUCUGGCUCCAAACACAUGUCCGAAUAAUGAAAAUGAAAUCUUUAUUUACAAAACAUCCUCUGUAUGAUUGACUUAUGAUUGACUAGGAUUUCUUAGUAAACACAGCUGUUUCUCCCACUCAUGAUGAACUCGUGUUAGCACAUUUGGUGUUAUGCGUGUAAUUGUGCGUUUAUCGCAAUCUUGCGAAAGCUUUCAAGGCAUUCUUAAAGGUUAUUGUCAAAAUAUGUAUAAUACGAACUUAGUAUGAACUGAGCAAAGUUUGGAAGACAUUUUGCAAAAAUAAAGUGUUCAUUUCACUAA
Messenger RNA from Tachysurus fulvidraco (yellow catfish), 2676 nucleotides. RefSeq names its product dynein, axonemal, intermediate chain 2b (gene dnai2b). Gene Ontology annotation, cellular component: outer dynein arm. Gene Ontology annotation, biological process: cilium movement; outer dynein arm assembly. The transcript has 13 exons. The record is from RefSeq and is a predicted model, not a curated record. NCBI's taxonomy places the organism in Eukaryota, Metazoa, Chordata, Actinopteri, Siluriformes, Bagridae. Gene Ontology annotation, molecular function: dynein light chain binding; dynein heavy chain binding. The coding region runs from base 165 to 1919 and encodes 584 amino acids.